AUGUAUCCGGUAUAUCUAUAUUGCCUUUUCCUGUUUUCAUUAUCAAGUAUCUAUUUGAUUACUUAUCAUCAAUAUAGUCACGAUGUUAUUUGAUGUCUAUCAUCACAAACAAUUUUAAAUAAUUUUAUAAUUGUCAACACCAAAGUCCGUCUCUUAUUUUCACAUUUUAUAUUUUAAUAAACUAUUGAAAAAUAAUGUGUUAUUUAUGUGCCAUAGUUUGGAUGUAAAAGUUGAAUUCAUAAAGUAGAGAGAUUAUUUAAAUCGUAGGAAAAAAUGUCGGGAAUUUUAAAAGGUUUUGUUUUCUUUAUCGCAUUUACGUUCUUUAAAGUUUCUGGUGUGGAUUUUACCUUUAGCAAGCAGAAAGUUUUACUAGGCAGCACAGGUACAUUAACUAUGAGAUGUGAUGUCACUGAAACAGACGUUGAUACUUUUCAUCGCAUAUGGAUAUGGAAACUUAAAUCAACAACACAUUCUAUAAUACAUUGGCAAGUAUUAGCUAAAAUGGAAUUUGGAAAAAAUGCAACUAUUUCUUUAAGUCAAGAUAUAAAAGCAGAUAGUAAAGAUUAUGUUGCUAGAGGAUCAACACCACCUGCUUACACAUAUCUUACAUUGUCAAUGAACAUAGAAAAGUUAGUUUGCGAUGAUGUUACAGCUUAUAAAUGUGAGAUGUAUUAUAAAAGUUCAACAACAGGAAGUAUUGUACAGUCUUACAAAAAUGCCACCUUCUCAGCAUAUGUAAAACCUAAUGUGACAUCAUUACUUACAAGGAAGAAUGGUUUCAUAGUACAAGGAAUAUCACCAUCAGACAUGGCCACUGCUGAGGUAGGAGAUGAGUUUGAACUAACGUGUACUGCUAAUAUAGGAAGCUUUCCAGAAACUAUUAUUCGAUGGCAUAGAACAUCUGAAACUUCACCAACCAAUGAAUUUAUUGGCUACGAACCACCUCAAGGUACUGUUGAUGAAGGCACUGCAAUUAGUGACAAUCAAUGCGGAUAUACCCGAGUGGCUUCAAUCAAGUACAACGCAACAGCAGCUGAUGCCAAAAGGGAUAACAAUCUGGCAUUCGAGUGUUAUGUUACUGUUAGUGGAGAUCCUUAUGGGUACUCUUUUACCUCUGAAAACAAUCCGAGAUUUUAUACUGACGUCAAUAACCAAAGUAGUGGAGAGACAAACCGUACUAUGAGUACAACAGAUGGAAAUGACAUAAGUAUAGCAGCAGGAGCUAUCGCCGCGAUUGUCAUUGGCUCACUAAUUGUUAGUGUUCUAAUCGGUGCGGUUUGUAUAUGGGUCGUUUUAAAAAGAAAACGGACAGUAACAGGCCUGAAGAAUCAAGAUCAACACAAGCCAACAUCAGUGUCACGAGAAACAGAAUUAAACAGAUCGUCACUCCCACCAAAUACCUAUGAACAACUUCAAAACAGACCAGAUACGGAAAACAGGAUGACUUAUGAUCUCCUAGACGGUAUUUCCGGCCUGAAGAAUCAAGAUCAACACAAGCCAACAUCAGUGUCACGAGAAACAGAAUUAAACGUUUCGUCACUCCCACCAAAUACCUAUGAACAACUUCAAAACAGACCAGAUACGGAAAACAGGAUGACUUAUGAUCUCCUAGACGCUUCAGCAAAUCCCAGCGCGGUACCAAACAGCCAAUCACAGUAUGAGAGUCUUGAACGGGAAGCAGGGGCAUCUCAAACGUAUGCAGAUCUACAACUUGGUCGAUAAAACAUAUUGGCAGAUUUGAAAGAUCUAUCUCGCUGCUUGGGUUCCUUUCAGUUAUAAAUGUUUUUGUACACAAUCUAUAACUAUCUAUGAUUUUAAGGUUUAUUCAUAAAUACAAUAAAUAUUAUGUAGG
Messenger RNA from Ruditapes philippinarum (Manila clam), 1852 nucleotides. RefSeq lists its product as uncharacterized. Lineage: Eukaryota; Metazoa; Mollusca; Bivalvia; Venerida; Veneridae. The transcript has 11 exons. The coding region runs from base 274 to 1722 and encodes 482 amino acids. The record is from RefSeq and is a predicted model, not a curated record.